Molecule: messenger RNA, 1193 nt
Organism: Exophiala oligosperma
Lineage: Eukaryota; Fungi; Ascomycota; Eurotiomycetes; Chaetothyriales; Herpotrichiellaceae
Exons: 4
Coding region: 212-874 (220 amino acids)
Biological process (GO): protein transport; late endosome to vacuole transport; endosome transport via multivesicular body sorting pathway
Cellular component (GO): multivesicular body; ESCRT III complex
Source: RefSeq, a predicted model, not a curated record
GUUUCUCGUACACCUCGUGUUGCCAACGUCACUCGCCGGCGUAUUGCGUAUGGCGGAUCGCGGGAUCCCAAGGCUUCUACCAUAAACAUAUCUCGACAAAACAACAUUCACCCAGCGACGUUCAAGACACAACACGACUCAACGCACCGUUUCGCAUACCCUCAAUUAAGAGCUCGAUUCCCUCCUCGUCCUACUCAGCGCAACUACAAUCAUGAAUAUAAUAGAAUGGGCCUUUGGCAAGCGCAUGACGCCGGCCGAACGGCUUCGCAAGCACCAACGGGCUCUCGAAAAGACGCAACGUGAACUCGACCGAGAGAGGGUCAAGUUGGAGAACCAGGAAAAGAAGCUCGUCGCGGAUAUCAAGAAGAGCGCAAAGAACGGGCAGAUUGGCGCCUGCAAGAUCCAAGCAAAAGACCUGGUCCGGACGAGGCGGUACAUUCAGAAAUUCUAUCAGAUGCGGACACAGCUACAGGCCAUCUCUCUGAGGAUACAGACGGUGCGAAGUAACGAGCAAAUGAUGCAGUCCAUGAAGGGCGCCACCAUGCUACUCGGUAGUAUGAACAGACAGAUGAACCUUCCUGCGUUGCAGCGGAUAGCCAUGGAAUUCGAACGAGAGAACGACAUCAUGGACCAGAGACAGGAGAUGAUGGACGACGCCAUCGACGAUGUGACGGGCCUCGAGGACGAAGAGGAAGGCGAAGAGGUCGUCAAUCAGGUUCUUGACGAGAUCGGUGUAGACCUGAACAAUGCCCUUGGUGAAACCCCCACGGGCAUACAGAAGCAAGCCGUCCCGGAAGGACGAGUGGCACAAGCCAUAGGCGGCGGAGGGGAAGAUGAUGACCUUCAGGUUCGCCUUAACAACCUCAGACCCUAAACCAAACAUUAGCUGGGCUGACCCCGACGUCGAUGAGCAUGGUGUUCCGGAGUUGAGGUAGAUGAAGGCGGUCCUAGUUUAUACGCAUCACGAUAUUUUCCUGAAUCUUCCAAAGUACUCGCUGCUACAAGGACUAUGUUUUUCAAGGCUCGUGUUCAUUGUGUGUGUUGGGUUAUCAUCAUUUCAUUGGAUUUCCUACGAACUAUAUAAGAAGCUGCGAGCCCGCGCUCAAAUGCAAAGCCUCCUUCUUCAAUUCCUCCUAGGAGGAAGAAAAACACCUCUGCUACCAAAAAGAACCUAGAAAAUGCUGAUACAAGUU